Messenger RNA from Porites evermanni, 924 nucleotides. The record is from the annotation of a GenBank genome assembly. Lineage: Eukaryota; Metazoa; Cnidaria; Anthozoa; Scleractinia; Poritidae.
AUGGUAGCGCUGUUCUGCAAUCAGAAGUUGGAGGAAUAUCAUGUUCUUUUGUAUCGACACAGACCUGUCUUGCUGGCGUUUUGUGUUUUGAACUUAGGAUUUGCAGUCCUAACAACCGUGGAAAAUGUCCUCGUCAUUCACGCUCUCCGGAGUUCUUCAACGUUACCCGGUAACUUAAAGAAGAUGUUUCUAAGUCUCGCUUUCUCUGACUUUGCUGUGGGAUUGCUGGGGCAGUCGAUGUUGGGAAUUAUUACAGCGACUAUGUUGAAAACGACAGCGAAUGGAAACUAUGACCUCGAUUUCUUAUGCCCAACAUUAAUAACUGUCUGUUAUUCUGUGAUAUAUUUUCUCACCUGUGUGUCAUUCUUCUCCAUAAUAGCGAUAGCUGUUGACAGACUUCUUGUCAUUUUUCUCCACUUGCGAUAUCAUGAACUAGUUACCUCAAAACGUGUUAUUUUCACCUUCGCGUCCUUAUGGAUGGCAUGUGGUGUGGCUACCUUCAUAUUCACGCAACUACCCAACCAUCAAAUAAUUUUUGUCGCAGUUAUUGAAAUCUGCGGACUUCUCGUAGCAACUGCAGCCUACAUCUACAUCUACAGGGUUAUAAGAUCUCUGACUACAGUACAUCCUCAAAGAGAACAUCAACUACACAAUCACGUACAGAAUAGGAGCAGGGAGAGGAAGUCCGCAUCUAGCGCUUUCCUAGUGUAUAUUGUUUUCCUUGCUUGCUUUCUACCCAAUUUUUGCUGUAUAAUGCUGAUGACAAGUAAUAGAUCUAAGGUGUCUUUUAUACUAGCCAAUCAUAUCUCAGGUUUUUUGGUUCUACUAAAUUCUUCACUUAACCCACUAAUAUACUGCUGGCGAUAUCAAGAAAUUCGUCAAAUAGUGAAAAAUUCACUCAAGAAAUUGUUAUUUAUUAGGUAA